Molecule: messenger RNA, 1351 nt
Organism: Corvus hawaiiensis (hawaiian crow)
Lineage: Eukaryota; Metazoa; Chordata; Aves; Passeriformes; Corvidae
Product: fibrous sheath CABYR-binding protein-like
Exons: 4
Coding region: 1-1341 (446 amino acids)
Biological process (GO): regulation of DNA-templated transcription
Molecular function (GO): sequence-specific DNA binding; DNA-binding transcription factor activity
Source: RefSeq, a predicted model, not a curated record
AUGGCCGAGCUGCCGCUGCCCGCCGGGCUCGAUGCCAGCACCUUCCCCGCCAAGCUGUGGCGCCUGGCGAACAGCCCCCGCGUCCGCUCCGUGCGCUGGGACACCCAGGGCCGGGGGCUGCUCAUCGACCGCGCCCUCUUUGAGCAGGAGCUGCUCAGCCCGCCCGGCGUCCAGGGGCCGGCCCCGCGCACCUUCAGAGCCACGCAGUUCCGCAGCAUCGUGCGGCAGCUGAACCGCUACGGCUUCUACAAGGUGCCGGGCCGGGCUGGCGCGGCUGUGCCGGGCGAUGCCGGGGCCUGGCUCCACUACAGCAACCCCUGGUUUCGCCGCGACCGCCCCCACCUCCUGCUGCGCAUCAGGCGCCGGAGCACGGCCAGCAAGCACCGCCUGGCGCCCGGGCCGGAGCGGCGCAGGCGCUCGCCCUGCGGCUCCCAGCAGCGCCCCCGGCAGCGGCCGCGGCCGGCGGGGCCGGAGGGGCGCGGGCGGUUCCAGCCGCUGCCUCGGGAGCGGCCGCCGCUGCCGGCAGGGCGGCCGCCCAGCGGCUUCUUGCCCCUGCACAGGGAGCGGACGCUGCCGGACGGGCGGGAGCUGCGCAGCCGGCGGCCCAGCCGCUUCCAGCAGCCCCCCAGAGAGCGGCCGCUCCUGGCCCGGCGCCCGCCCUGUGGCUUCCACCUCCUCCACAGGGACCGGCCGCAGCCGGCCCGGCGGGACGGGCCCAGCCGCUUCCAGGAGCUGUACGGGGAGCGGCCGCUGCCUGCCGAGCGGGAGGUGCCCAGGAUCCCGCCCUGCGAGCUCCUCGGGCUCUACGGGGAGCCGCUGCUGCCGGUCAGGCGGGAGGGGCUGAGCCGCCUCCAGGAGCUGUACGGGCUGCAGCCGCCGCCGGCCGGGCUGCCGCCCUGGGCUUUCCAGCAGCCCCACACGGAGCGGCCGCCUCCGGCCGCGCGGGAGCUGCUCAGGAUCCCGCCGGGCAGCUUCCAGCAGCUCCAAACGGAGCAGCAGUCCCCAGCCCGCAAGCCAUCAGGCACACCGGGCAGUUCAGCCUCCAGUGCUCCACCUGGCAGCGCUGCUUGUGCAGCAUCGACGGCCUCCAGCGGGUCACAAAAUGCACCUGGGCAAGAGGAAUUGCCUUCAGUGGAUCUGGGCCUUCAGGUCGAGCAAAUGAUUCGGGAGAUCAGGAGAUCCAUGGCUGAAAGGUCUCCCUUUGCUCAGGUCAAUCUUAGUGUUGCCCCUGAGUCUUCAGGAGGGGAGGCUGGGAACAGGGCUGCAGCAGAGGGAGCUUCACCUGGCACCGAGAGCUGCAGGAACAGUUCCCCAGAGCCCGAGGAGCCUGAUUCCAUCUGAUCUACCUCUC